UCCAGAAUUGAGACCAGACAAUAAAUGUUUAUUGACUAAUUCAAACCUCUUCAAUUUUGCUUAAAACUAACCACCUCAGUUGACUAAUCAUAAUCCUAAAACCAUUUUCACCACUUCCCCCUCUCUCAAAUCUCUCCGCCCUUCACCGGAAUCUGACAUGAGAUGCCGCCGUCACCAACUCUCCCCCUUCUCCUCCUCCUCCUCUUCCUCUAUAUUUCACUUCCCUGUUCAGCUCUCGACUUCCUCUUCAACUCCUUCAACGCCACAAAUCCCGACAUCACUCUAAUCGGCGACGCCCGUAUCGACUCAUCAGUCAUCCACCUCAUCAACGACACCAACCAGUUCUCCCUCGGCCGUGCUUUUUACCCAUCAAGAAUCCGAAUCAAACCAUCUCAAAACUCCACAACCCUCUUAUCAUUUUCAACUUCCUUUGUCUUCUCAAUUUUACCAGAGAUACCCACAUCUCCAGGCUUCGGCCUCACCUUUGUUCUCUCAAACUGGACAGACCCACCUAACGCACUUGCUAGCCAGUACUUCGGUAUCUUCAGUAACGCCACCGUACCUCCUCCAGCUCCACUGCUCGCGGUAGAGUUUGACACUGGGAGAAACACUGAGUCUAACGACCCGGAUGGGAAUCAUAUAGGAAUUGAUUUGAAUAAUGCUGACUCUGCCAAAACUGCACAAGCUGGGUAUUUUAAUUCAUCUGGUGGGUUCGUGCCUGUUGAUAUGUAUGCCGGAGAGAAUAUUCACGCAUGGAUUGAGUUUGAUGGGGCUAACUUUGAGAUAAAUGUUACGAUUGCUCCUAUUGGUGUGCCACGUCCUUCUGUUCCUACGUUGUCAUAUAAGGAUCCUAUCAUUGCUAAUUAUGUUUCAGCUGACAUGUUUGUUGGAUUUUCGGCUUCGAAAACUACUUGGGUUGAGGCGCGGAGGAUUUUAGCUUGGAGUUAUAGCGAUGUCGGAGUUGCUAGGGAGAUUAACACGACUAAUCUGCCUGUUUUUACGUUCCCGUCGUCUUCUAAAUCCUUAUCUACCGGGGCUAUUGCUGGGAUUAUAGUUGGUUGUUUAGCUUUUGUAAUAAUUUUUGCUUCGGGAGUGUACUUUUUUUGGUUGAAGAAUAAGUUGAAAGAUGAUGAAGAAGAAGAGGUGGAAGAUUGGGAACUUGAGUACUGGCCUCAUAGAUUCUCCCAUGAAGAACUAACCGUAGCUACCAAAGGUUUCUCAAGUGAUCAGCUUCUGGGCGCAGGAGGGUUCGGAAAAGUAUACAAAGGAACCAUCUCAUCAAACAAUACGGAAAUCGCAGUCAAAUGCGUAAAUCACGACUCGAAACAAGGGUUAAGAGAAUUCAUGGCGGAGGUAUCAAGUAUGGGUAGACUCCAGCACAAGAACCUCGUUCAACUCCGAGGCUGGUGCAGAAAAUCUAACGAACUCAUGCUUGUUUACGAUUACAUGCCUAAUGGAAGUCUCGACCGCUACAUAUUCAACUCGAAUAAUAACUUAUUGAACUGGCAAAAACGUCGCCAAAUCCUCUCGGAUGUAGCAGAAGGUCUAAACUAUCUUCACCAUGGAUGGGACCAAGUAGUUAUACACAGAGAUAUUAAGUCAAGCAACAUAUUGCUCGACUCAGAAAUGCGAGGCAGGGUUGGAGAUUUCGGAUUAGCAAAACUCUACAGUCAAAAUGAGGUACCGAACACUACACGCGUAGUAGGCACGUUAGGUUACUUGGCGCCGGAGCUGGUAAAGGUGGCUAUACCGACAGCUGCGAGCGAUGUGUAUAGCUUUGGAGUGGUGAUACUAGAGGUGGCGUGCGGGAGAAGGCCGAUUGAGAUAGGUAAAGAUGAAGAUGAGGAUAUGGUUUUGAUUGAAUAUGCGAGGGAUUUGUAUGUUGAAGGGAGGAUUGUAGAUUGUGCUGAUAAGAGAAUUGAAGGGGAGUAUAGUGUUGAGGAAAUGGAGAUGAUUUUGAAACUUGGGCUGGCUUGUUGUCACCCUGAUCCUCAAAGAAGGCCUACCAUGAAGGAGAUUCUUGUUGUUCUUCUUGGUGAGGAUAUUACUGCUGCUGCACCCGCUGAGUUGCUCGGUGAAUUGGCUCGCGGUGGUGGAGAGGGGUGUGCGAACACCGAAUCAAAUCGAUUAAUGGAAUCAAAUUGAUAAAUUCAGUUCGGUUAAGAUUUGGUAUAAAACAGAAUUGAAAAACGUAGGAGUCAUGCAUGCCCUGUUCAGUUGCGGCCAGACUUGACUUUUGAUUGCUAAUGUGAAAUAUGUCUUCAUUUAUUCAAAAAGAUCUUUCAGUUGAAUUAAGUUUUUGUCAA
This is a messenger RNA of Mercurialis annua (annual mercury), 2306 nucleotides long. RefSeq names its product L-type lectin-domain containing receptor kinase S.1. Gene Ontology annotation, cellular component: plasma membrane. The transcript has a single exon. Bases 163 to 2145 code for a protein of 660 amino acids. The record is from RefSeq and is a predicted model, not a curated record. Lineage: Eukaryota; Viridiplantae; Streptophyta; Magnoliopsida; Malpighiales; Euphorbiaceae. Gene Ontology annotation, biological process: protein phosphorylation. Gene Ontology annotation, molecular function: carbohydrate binding; protein kinase activity; ATP binding.